AUGAAGAAAGAUCAAAAUUCAACCUACUACAAUCCAAAGGGUAGUAUUCUUUCUAUUCUAAACAGGCUAGCUUCUAAGUUGUACUUAAAAAUGUAUGGGUCUUUAUUUCAGUCAGCCACAAGAAUAAUAUUUGGCAAGAAGCCAACAAUUAACACCUUAAUUCAAACCAGAAAUAAGAUGAAAACUCAUAAAGCAGCCGCAAAGAGAUUUAUUAAAACUGGAAACGGGUUCAAGAGAAAACAAGCUGGAAGAAACCACGGAAAUGGUGGUUUUAGUGCUAACUCUAUUCGUCAAUUAGACUCUUUCGUCCCAGUUACCGAUAAGGGUGGUCAUUUGAAGAAGUUGAAGAAUUCUUUAUAA
Molecule: messenger RNA, 360 nt
Organism: Debaryomyces hansenii CBS767
Lineage: Eukaryota; Fungi; Ascomycota; Pichiomycetes; Serinales; Debaryomycetaceae
Product: mitochondrial 54S ribosomal protein bL35m
Exons: 1
Coding region: 1-360 (119 amino acids)
Biological process (GO): translation
Cellular component (GO): ribosome; large ribosomal subunit
Molecular function (GO): structural constituent of ribosome
Source: RefSeq, a predicted model, not a curated record